AUGUUGGCAACAGGCGAGGGAGUGAAGACGAGCGUCCAGCGGCGGAGCGUGGCGCAAACCCGCGACCUCCGGGCGCCCGGCGCUGGGGGCAGGGUGGCGGGCACCACGCGGUCGGGCGGGGGCGCGGCGCCCAUCCCCCGCACGCACCUCCUUUACUAUUGCCACCUUUGGGAGUGGAACUGGGAGCAAGCUAUCCCCCGCGCCGGGGGAGAAAGGAGGAGAGGCCGCGGGCCGCUGCCCCGCACGGGCAGCCCCGCACUUCGCUUCCUCGCCAGCCCGUGGGAGGGGAGCGGCGGCGACCUGGCGUCCAUUUUCAGCCGCGCUGGGUCCGACGAGCCCGAGGGGCGGGCAGGUGGGCGCGGGCGGCCCGCGGCUCCCGGGGACCCAGAGCCCGCCUGCGGCCUCCGGAGCGGCGGGGCGCCCGGCCAGAGCGGGGACGCCCAGUGGGAACGUGCGCGUGGCGGCGGGGUGGGGGCGUCUCUUUGGUGUCCCCUUUACCAACUCAGCCCUGCCGUGGCCUCCGCGCCGACCUGCACAAAAGGUUCAGCUUGGGCUGCUGGUAAAGUAGAACUGCACGGGAAAUUCGUAGAAGUUGAACACUCGGUCCCGAAAAGGCAAAGGAUUCGGAAGCUUCAGAUACGAAACAUCCCGCCUCACUUGCAGUGGGAGGUGCUGGAUAGUUUACUAGUCCAGUAUGGAGUGGUGGAGAGCUGUGAGCAAGUGAACACGGAGUCGGAGACUGCAGUUGUCAAUGUAACCUAUUCCAGUAAGGACCAAGCUAGACAAGCAUUAGACAAACUGAAUGGAUUCCAGUUAGAAAACUUCACAUUGAAAGUGGCCUACAUCCCAGAUGAAAUGGCUGUCCACCAGAACAACUCCCAGCAGCCUCGAGGUCGCCGUGGGUUUGGGCAGAGGGGCUCAUCAAGGCAGGGGUCCCCAGGAUCCGUGUCCAAGCAGAAACCAUGUGACUUACCUCUGCGGCUGCUGGUUCCCACCCAAUUUGUGGGAGCCAUUAUAGGAAAGGAAGGUGCGACCAUUCGGAACAUCACCAAACAGACCCAGUCUAAAAUUGAUGUCCACCGGAAAGAAAACGCAGGGGCUGCGGAGAAGCCCGUCACCAUCCUUUCAACUCCCGAAGGCACUUCUGCCGCGUGUAGAUCUAUUCUGGAGAUUAUGCAUAAGGAAGCUCAGGAUAUAAAAUUCACAGAAGAAAUUCCCUUGAAGAUUUUAGCCCAUAAUAACUUUGUAGGACGGCUUAUUGGCAAAGAAGGAAGAAACCUUAAAAAAAUUGAACAGGACACAGACACUAAAAUCACAAUAUCUCCAUUGCAGGAGUUGACGCUGUAUAAUCUGGAACGCACCAUUACCAUUAAAGGCAGUGUUGGAACCUGUGCCAAAGCUGAGGAAGAGAUAAUGAAGAAAAUCAGGGAGUCUUAUGAAAAUGAUAUUGCUUCCAUGAAUCUUCAAGCACAUUUAAUUCCUGGAUUAAAUCUGAAUGCCUUGGGCCUGUUCCCACCCACUUCAGGGAUGCCACCUCCUAACCCAGGCCCCCCGUCAGCCAUGACUCCCCCCUACCCACAGUUUGAGCACUCGGAGACGGAGACCGUCCAUCUGUUUAUCCCAGCCCUGUCGGUCGGCGCCAUUAUUGGCAAGCAGGGACAGCACAUCAAACAGCUUUCUCGCUUUGCUGGAGCUUCUAUUAAGAUAGCUCCAGCUGAAGCCCCAGAUGCAAAAGUGAGGAUGGUGAUUAUCACUGGGCCUCCAGAGGCUCAGUUCAAGGCUCAGGGAAGAAUUUAUGGAAAAAUUAAAGAAGAAAACUUCGUUAGUCCAAAAGAAGAAGUAAAACUUGAAGCUCAUAUCAGAGUGCCAUCCUUUGCUGCUGGCAGGGUUAUUGGGAAAGGAGGCAAAACGGUGAAUGAGCUCCAAAAUUUGUCAAGUGCAGAAGUAGUUGUCCCUCGUGACCAGACACCUGAUGAGAAUGACCAAGUAGUUGUCAAAAUAACUGGUCACUUUUAUGCUUGCCAGGUUGCCCAGCGAAAAAUUCAGGAAAUUCUGACUCAGGUAAAGCAGCACCAACAGCAGAAGGCUCUGCAGAGUGGACCCCCCCAGUCAAGAAGGAAAUAAAGGCUCAGGAAAUAGCCCACCACAGAGGCAGAGAUGCCAAACCAAAGACCGAUUGCUUAACCAACAGAUGGGUGCGGAACCCCUAUCCAGAAUCACGUGCACAAGUUUUUACCUAGCCAGUCGUUUCUUUGAGGACCAGGCAGCUUUUGAACUCCUGUCUCUGUGAGAAUGUAUACUUUAUUGCUCUCUAACAUGUGUGACACCCAGCUUUAAAAAGAACCAAGGGGGGGGUGGGGGAGCAGUUCCGCACUUCCCUUUUGCUGUAUUCUCACAGUGUAACCAGUGUUCCCCCAGUCACAGUGGAGAUUGGGUUAACGAUGCAUUUGCUAAAUUUAUCAAAUCAACAAUGAGCUGCUCUGAAAUCCAGUUGUCAAAUUGGAUCAAAAUAGAAUGAUCACAAGAACUUAAAUGGUAAGCCACUAGCAUAGAAGAACUGCAGUUUUAUUUUUAUCUAACACUAACAUGAAUAACCUAAGGGAAGUGCUGAAAGGUGUUGGCAGGGGUAUUAAAUGUGCAUUUUUACUCAACUACCUCAGGUAUUCAAUAAUGCAAUGAAAAGCAAAAUUGUUCGCUUUGUUAUUUUUUUGAAAAUUUUAUAUACUUUAUAAAGAUAAAAGUCCAACCUUUUUUUUUUAAACCUUUUUAAAAACAAAACAAAUUCAACCAGCUAACAGGCAAAUAAUUGAGGACAGAAUUUACCUCUGGCUGGUUGGAAAAAUAAGGAUUUUUGAGGCUUUUUGACACGGCUUUUAGUUGGAAGGUCCAAUAAGUAGUCCAGGGUCAGGAGCAGUGCCUGUGUUUGGAGAGCAGCAGGUCCGUUUCUUCCUCGUUUCUGGUAGGAACACUUGGAAGGUACUAACAGAGCAAGGUCGUGGCAGGAAGUUUGGGAGCAGCUUGUUAAAUGGCUUUGGGAGACUUGAGCUUUUUGUUUGGCUAUGUGACUGGUGCAUAAAUGCUUUGUGCUUCUGACUAUCAUCGCUACCGAGGAAAGUGUGCCACUGAAGAGAGGCGGACUGGCAGGUGCUCAGCCAGCGCUGCCUGCUGACACACGGUAGCCCAGGUGGUCUACACUUUGAGCUGACCCAAGGGGCAGCAGGAGAUGGUGCAGCAGUGUGCCAGCGCUGCCUGUGGGCCUCACUCGGCUAUUUGGAAGCUUUUAAAACAAACGAUGACAUAACUAACGUGCAGUGAGAUUUCUUGUACACUCUGCAACCAGCUGUUUGAAAGUAAAGGAAAAAGUAGGGGAUGCAGGAGAGCAACUUUGACAUGUAAUUUGGAUGCCUGACGCAUGUGUGCCGUUACAGACUGUGGUGUGGUGGUCCCCAAGACCAUGCUGCUCUGCGUUGGUUUUGUGUUUUGUUCAUAAGAUGAUCAGUCAUCAUGGUACUGAUCUGAAGGGCAUAGGGAAUAACCUUGAAGUCAUUUUGCCACAUUCAUAGUUUAAGACAAAUCGCUACAUGGAUUAGGUUUAAGUUUUUCUGAAGAGCAGUAUACCAAUUAGACAUUUUGAAAAUGGUUUAAAAUGUGUUCAGAAAAGCCAUUUAUUUGUAGUCUUAGUGGAAAAGUGCCCUUUUUGUCACUGAAUUCAUCUAGCAUUCGAUUUGUUUUCAUACAAUGAAUUAAAAUUGCAAAACAGAUGCUGGCUUUCUGGUUGGAUAUCAGGUGAGAUGUGUAAUGCCAGAGUUCUUCCUCAGUUUUUUUCCAGUAUUUGAUUUUUCUUAAUACAGAUAGGUGCUGCAUUUAUAUCUGCUGAUUUAAAUUCUGUCCUAUUUCAUGUCUACCCUUUUGGUAUGGCCAAUCAUGUUUUCCUUUCAAGUAAGCAUUGGGAAUAUCUGGUAAUAGCUAGUAAAUCUGUUGUCAUUGAGUUUUGUACUCACCAUGUAUGGAUCAUUCCUUGUUUAUAAUGUGCCCCCAAUGCAGCUUCACUUUCCAAAUACCUUUAUGCAGAAUAAAAAUUUUCAUCAUUA
Messenger RNA from Echinops telfairi (small Madagascar hedgehog), 4091 nucleotides. RefSeq names its product insulin like growth factor 2 mRNA binding protein 3 (gene IGF2BP3). The transcript is spliced from 16 exons. Gene Ontology annotation, biological process: regulation of gene expression; nervous system development. Gene Ontology annotation, cellular component: cytosol; cytoplasm; nucleus. The record is from RefSeq and is a predicted model, not a curated record. Gene Ontology annotation, molecular function: mRNA 3'-UTR binding. Lineage: Eukaryota; Metazoa; Chordata; Mammalia; Afrosoricida; Tenrecidae. The coding region runs from base 1 to 2124 and encodes 707 amino acids.